Molecule: messenger RNA, 512 nt
Organism: Pantherophis guttatus
Lineage: Eukaryota; Metazoa; Chordata; Lepidosauria; Squamata; Colubridae
Product: sialidase-3-like
Biological process (GO): ganglioside catabolic process; oligosaccharide catabolic process
Cellular component (GO): intracellular membrane-bounded organelle; membrane; cytoplasm
Molecular function (GO): exo-alpha-sialidase activity
Source: RefSeq, a predicted model, not a curated record
CUGGCGGGGGAGGAGAGAAGGAGGAGGAGGAGACGUGGGGGGUGGAGUUCCGGGGUUGCCGAUCCAAGCGCCGAGCGCUUGCAAGCAGGGGCCGCGAAUCCGCAGUGCUAAUUUUCCCGUCUCCAGAGAAGAUGGCGGAGACUUUGGGGGUCUCUGAGAAGGUGACCCUCUUCCGCCAGGAAGGGAGCGUCACUUACCGCAUCCCCGCUCUGCUCUACCUGUCUUCGGAGUCCACCUUCCUGGCCUUUGCGGAGGAACGCACCUCACCCCAGGAUGAACACGCCAGGUUCCUAGUGAUGCGACGUGGCCAGAAAGAGGGCCUGUCCGUGAAGUGGGGCCCCCUGCAGAUUCUGGAGACCGCCGUCCUACCCGAAUAUCGCACCAUGAAUCCGUGUCCAGUGUACGAUGCAAAGGAAGGCACCAUUUUCCUGUUCUUCAUCUGUGUUCUCGACCACAUCACCAACACAUACCAGAUCUGGACGAGCAAAAAUGUCACCAGGCUGGGCUACAUC